AUGACGACGAGUCGCCUUCAACGGCUGGCCAUCCCUCUCGAUGGCACCUUUGCCGUCUGCCAUUCACUAUGGGACUCCGCUGAUGCGCAGCUUACCACCUGCGCGAGGCCAUAUGUCUCCUGUGUCCCUGCUAUUGUGAUUGCAACUAUCCUGAUCAACACAAUUUCCACCCGGUUCUUCUAUCAAUGGCGUCCGAAGUGGUGCCGGCCUUUCGUUUCAGAAAAAUCAGAGGAAUAUCUGGAGCUGGCCCCAGCGGGCGCAACUCAGCCGCCUGUCGGGGCCAUUCUUCUUUUCGCUUUCUCCGUCCUGGGAUGUCUCUCAGAAGCUGCUCAAUUGAUCCCUCCGGGUAUUGAUCUCUCUGCUGUGGCUCCCCUCGUGUCAUGGGUAAGAUUUGUCCGACUCCGUCAACCGUCCGGCGGGCAUUCGGCUGAGUGA
Molecule: messenger RNA, 435 nt
Organism: Monascus purpureus
Lineage: Eukaryota; Fungi; Ascomycota; Eurotiomycetes; Eurotiales; Aspergillaceae
Source: the annotation of a GenBank genome assembly